This is a messenger RNA of Papilio xuthus (Asian swallowtail), 1433 nucleotides long. RefSeq names its product NAD-dependent deacetylase sirtuin 2 homolog (gene Sirt2). Gene Ontology annotation, molecular function: histone deacetylase activity, NAD-dependent; NAD+ binding. NCBI's taxonomy places the organism in Eukaryota, Metazoa, Arthropoda, Insecta, Lepidoptera, Papilionidae. The coding region runs from base 53 to 1270 and encodes 405 amino acids. The record is from RefSeq and is a predicted model, not a curated record. Gene Ontology annotation, cellular component: nucleus. The transcript is spliced from 7 exons.
AUUUGAUGCAAGUGCGUAUUUAGUAAAAAUUUUUCCAUAGCUAUUUCCGAGAAUGUGCGUCAUUUAUCUGUCAAAAAGUCCGUGGCAGGUUUGGACAAAGAUUCAGAGUCGCAAUUUGCGAUAUUUAUCAAAAAUGUCCGCCAAUUCACCGCCAGGAAAAAGUGACGAACCUGCAGUUGACAACAUCCCGCCAAAUGCAUUCGAAAGCUUAGGUUCUAGACUUCGCGAUUUAGAUGUGGAUUCAAUUCGUCGUUAUUUAGCAUCAAAACUAGGCUUCUAUGAGCCCUCGGAACCUCCAAUACCGACAGAACAAGUAUUGGAAGAAGUGUCUUUAGACGGAAUUGUGAAAUGGAUCAAGAGUGAAAAAUGCAAAAAUAUAAUAACACUGUCAGGUGCAGGAAUCUCUACUUCGGCUGGAAUUCCCGACUUCCGAAGUCCUGAAACAGGCUUAUACCACAAUCUUCAAAAGUACAAUCUUCCGGAGCCUCAAGCUAUAUUUGAUAUAAGCUUCUUCAGAGAUAAUCCUAAGCCAUUCUUCACAUUGGCCAAAGAACUUUAUCCGGGAAGCUUCAAACCAACAAUUUCACAUUAUUUCAUCAGACUUUUACAUGAAAAAGGAUUACUGCUCCGUCAUUACACUCAAAACAUUGACACAUUGGAGAGAGUUGCCGGGUUACCGGAGGAAAAGAUUGUUGAAGCACAUGGAACAUUCUACACUUCGCACUGUUUAAAUUGUAGGAAAGAAUACUCUUUGGAAUAUGUUAAAGAAAUAAUUUUUGCGGACCAAAUACCGAUAUGUACGGAAUGUCCGGGCAUCAUCAAGCCUGAUAUUGUAUUCUUUGGUGAAAGCCUGCCGGACAGGUUCCAGAAUUGUCUCAGGGAAGACUUCCAGCAGUGUGACAUGCUCAUUAUCAUGGGAUCAUCCCUUGAAGUACAACCAUUUGCAUCUCUCAUUGAUAUGGUGCCGGAAUGGUGCCCUCGCUUGCUGAUCAACCGCGAGAAGGCAGGCGAGCGCUCCCCGUUGCUGCGGCUGUGUGGUCUAGCGGGCGGUCUUCAGUUGGACGAGCACGCGGUGCGAGAUGUCGCCCUCCUCGGGGACUGUGACCACGGCUGCAGGGAUCUGGCCCAGCGUCUUGGAUGGGGGGAGGAACUACACGCUUUAGUGACUGUAGAACAUGAACGUUUGGAGCGGGAAGUGGGCAUGAGUCCACAAAUGACCAUCCCGGAGACUGUGGAUGCUGCUGGGACCAGCGCUGAAACACAACUGUAAGCACAAUAUUAUAUAUUUCAAAAAAGAUUGUGCACAAACCUACGUGACGUCAUAGCUUGACACAAAAAAAAACUUAAUUUAAAAAAUAAUAUGAUUCCUAUGGCACUCAGAGAAAGCCAAGGAUAUCCGUUUGGUGAUUACAAUGAAAUUAACAUACACGCGA